Lathyrus oleraceus (garden pea) is the source of this 1347-nucleotide messenger RNA. RefSeq lists its product as uncharacterized. NCBI's taxonomy places the organism in Eukaryota, Viridiplantae, Streptophyta, Magnoliopsida, Fabales, Fabaceae. The transcript is spliced from 2 exons. The record is from RefSeq and is a predicted model, not a curated record. The coding region runs from base 1 to 1347 and encodes 448 amino acids.
AUGGUAAAUAGAAACCAAAAGGCCGAUAAUGUCAUACGGCAGAUUCGACAUGAUGAUAUGGCAGCGUAUAAUAAUCUAGCAGCCAUGGUCAAAAGGAUUAUGGUGAGAAAUGGGAUAAACUUUGGCCUUCGAAGGCCAAAUUAUACAUCACCUUUGUCGGAAUAUAUCCUAAAGGCAGAAGCACCCCCUAGAACAAAAAUCCCCAAAUUCAUUAAGUUUUCUGGGGAUACUACUGAAUCCACUAUCGAACAUGUGGCUAGAUAUUUAAUUGAGGUAGGAGACAUUUUGAAUAACGAAAGCCUUAGGAUAAAGUUUUUCCCAAGUUCUCUCAUAAAGAAUUCCUUCGCAUGGUUCACCAUCUUGCCACAAAGUUCGAUUCAUACUUGGAAUCAGUUAGAGAGAAUGUUCCAUGAGCAGUUUUACAUGGGACAAAUGAAGAUAAGUCUGAAGGAAUUGGCUAGUAUUAAACGAAAGUUUAAUGAGCCAAUUGAUGACUAUCUGAAUAGGUUUCGAUUACUCAAAGCUAGGUGUUUUAAGCAAGUUCCAGAGCAUGAACUGGUCGAAAUGAUUGUUUGCGGCCUUGACUAUUCUAUUAGGAAGAAGUUAGAUACCCACAAUGAUGAUGAAGGGUCUUGUAACGGGCCUUCAGACUUCGACGAAAAUGAAAUUGACCUUGCUGAAUUGAAGCAAGGGCCACCUUACGCGUGUAAGGUUUUGGCCCCGUCGAAUGGAAAAAACCCUAUUGAACCAGAAAAGAAUGAUAAAUUUACUAAUAAAACUUACACUUUCGACCUUACAAAAUGUGACGAAAUCUUUGAUUUGUUAGUUAAGGAUGGUCAAAUGAUAGUACCCCCGAGUGCCAAAGUGCUUCCUUUAGAACAAAGAAAGAAAAGAGGGUUUUGCAAGUACCAUGGUUUUCUAGUUUAUAAAACAUCUCAAUGUUUUCUUUUCAGGGAUCUUGUGUAUAAUGCCAUCCAAGAAGGGAGACUCAAGUUUGGAGAUAAACCUCUGAGCCAUAUGAAGAUCGACUCCGAUCCUCUGCAAGUGGUUGAUGCCCAGUAUACAGAGCCAGAGGAAGUGAACCUGGUCAAAGUCACUAACGAUUUCAACAUGACUGAAGUUACUGAAGACUUCAUCAAUGAACCUGUCAUGGCUAGGAUUUCUGAACAUCUUGAUCAGGAAUAUUUUAAUGAAUUUAUUCAGGAAGUUGUGGGAGAUGCCUCCAACAAGAGCGAUAAUGUAUUCAACGCUGGAGUCACUGAAGAUUCUAAUCUGAUGAUAGUCACCAAGGAAACUGCUGAUGGUUUCGUGAAGAUAGAUAAGGCCAUUGAGGGCCUUCAAUUAUAA